AUGAAGCUCUCCCUGCUGCUUGCUGCCCUCAGCGCCGCCGUUGGUGUCAGCGCCAUCUACCCGCCGCGCGGCGCCACGGCCCCGAGGACCAAUGGCACCAAGCUCCUUACCUUCAACGAAACCGUGCCCACGAGCCUGCGCCCGUCUUCGGUGUCGCUGGCGUGGGUGGCCAGCGACGUCGACGGCCAGUACAUCUUCGCAGGCGACGACGGCGCUCUGAUUCUAGCCAACGCCAUUACCGGCCAGAACGAGACAUUUGUGGCCGCCGACCAGGUGCCCGCCGACUACUGGGACUAUUGGAUUAGCACCGACCUGAGCCGCGUCUUGUGGGCAACCAACUAUACGAAGCAAUACCGCCACUCCUAUUUUGCCGAUUACUUCGUCCUCGACAUUGCCACGGGCAGCUUGGAUGCUUUGGUCGCCGACCAAGCGGGGGAUAUCCAGUACGCCGAGUGGGAUCCCAAUGGGGAAAAGAUCGCCUUUGUUCGCGCCAACGACCUGUAUAUAUGGGCCGACGGUGAGGUUACGCGCAUUACUUCUGAUGGUGGCCCUGAUACCUUCAAUGCAAUCCCCGACUGGGUAAUGGAGGAGGAAAUCUUGGGCGACCGCUACGCGCUUUGGUGGAGCCCAGACGGCGAGAAGAUUGCCUAUCUCAACUUCAACGAGACCGGCGUGCCGACAUUCCGCGUGCAGUACUACCUCGACAACACUGAGUACGGAAACUCUUACCCGCGUGAGCUGGAACUCAGGUACCCCAAGGUCGACGCUACCAAUCCAACCGUAGGCUUCAAUCUGCUGGAUAUUGCCUCUUCUGAAAUCACUCCCAUUGCUAUCGAUGCGUUCCCUGCAGAUGACAUCAUCAUCGGGGAGGUUGCUUGGGCUACUGACGACCACUCCAACGUGCUGUUCCGCGCCUACAACAGAGUCCAGGAUUCCGAAAAAGUCGUCAAUGUCGAUGUUGCCUCGGGCUCGAGCUCCGUUGUGCGUGAGCGCUCAGAAACCGAGGGCUGGCUCGACAACAACCUCGCCAUCACCUACGUAGGCGCUGCGGCCGGCAACGGCACCAACGGAACCUACUACCUCGACCUCUCGGACGUUUCCGGCUGGACGCACAUCUACCUCUAUCCCGUCAACGGCGGAGCGGCCAUCCCGCUGACCAGCGGCGAAUGGGAAGUCCGUUCAAUCCUCAAGGUCGACACGGCCCGAAGCCUUGUCUACUACACCUCCACUGAGCACCACAGCACUGAAUCGCACCUCUACUCCGUCUCCUACACCACCCGCAAGAAGACGCCCCUCGUCGACGACACCAUCCCCGCCUACUGGUCCGCCUCCUUCUCCAGCGGCGGCGGCUACUACGCGCUCUCGUACCAAGGCCCGGACGUCCCCUACCAGGAGCUCUACUCGAUCAACAGCACCACCACGCCGCUGCGCACGCUCGUCGACAACGCCGCCUUCUACGCCGAGAUCAACGAGUACAAGCUCCCCGAGGUCAGCUGGUUCGAGCUCGACCACCCCUCGGGCGCCAAGCUCAACGUGAUGCAACGCCUCCCGCCGAACUUCGACCCCUCGAAGAAAUACCCCGUGCUCUUCAACCCCUACGGCGGGCCCGGCGCGCAAGAGGUGCCCAAGACGUGGGACCCGCUGUCGUGGAACGCCUACGUCGCGUCGGACCCGGAGCUGGAGUACGCGCAGUGGGUCGUCGACGGCCGCGGGACCGGCUACAAGGGCCGCGCCUUCCGCGCGCAGGUCAGCCGGCAGCUCGGCAAGCUCGAGGCCGAAGACCAGGUGUGGGCGGCGCGGCAGAUGCUCGAGAGCAACCCGUGGGCGGACCCGGACCACGUGGCCAUCUGGGGGUGGUCGUUCGGCGGGUACCUGUCGAGCAAGGUGGUCGAGCUCGACUCGGGCGUCUUCUCGCUCGGCCUCAUCACGGCGCCCGUCGCCGACUGGCGCUUCUACGACUCCAUGUACACGGAGCGCUACAUGAAGACGUUCGCCGCCAACCCCGCCGGCUACAACGAGACGGCCGUGCGCAAGACGGACGGGUUCAGGAACAUUGCGGGUGGCUUCCUCGUCACGCACGGCUUGGGAGACGACAACGUGCACUUUCAGCAUUCGGCCGUCCUGGCCGACGUGCUGAUGGCCGGCGGCGUCGGCCCGGAUAAGUUCGACAGCCAGUGGUUUACCGAUUCGGAUCACAACAUCAGGUAUAACGCGGAUAGCAAGUUUUUGUACAAGUCGUUGACGAAGCGGCUUUAUGAGGAGAAGAACCGCGUGCCGGGAGAGGGGGAGGAGAAGCAUCAGUGGAGUAGGAGGAGGGAGGUCGUUGUGUGA
This is a messenger RNA of Diplodia corticola, 2331 nucleotides long. Its product is annotated as extracellular dipeptidyl-peptidase dpp4. The record is from RefSeq and is a predicted model, not a curated record. NCBI's taxonomy places the organism in Eukaryota, Fungi, Ascomycota, Dothideomycetes, Botryosphaeriales, Botryosphaeriaceae. Gene Ontology annotation, biological process: proteolysis. The transcript has 2 exons. Gene Ontology annotation, molecular function: dipeptidyl-peptidase activity; serine-type peptidase activity. The coding region runs from base 1 to 2331 and encodes 776 amino acids.